Cryptococcus wingfieldii CBS 7118 is the source of this 1143-nucleotide messenger RNA. RefSeq names its product isocitrate dehydrogenase, NAD-dependent. Lineage: Eukaryota; Fungi; Basidiomycota; Tremellomycetes; Tremellales; Cryptococcaceae. Gene Ontology annotation, cellular component: mitochondrion. Gene Ontology annotation, biological process: isocitrate metabolic process; tricarboxylic acid cycle. The coding region runs from base 1 to 1143 and encodes 380 amino acids. Gene Ontology annotation, molecular function: isocitrate dehydrogenase (NAD+) activity. The transcript is spliced from 7 exons. The record is from RefSeq and is a predicted model, not a curated record.
AUGCUCGCCCACUCCCUCAGGUCCUCCGCCACCACCGCCAUCAGGGCCAGCGCUGCCCGCGUCCCUGCCGUCCGAUCCAUGGCCACUCUUGUCGACGAGAAGAGGCUCCCUUCCAAGUUUGGCGGCAAGUACACCGUCACCCUUGUCCCUGGUGACGGUAUUGGCCGGGAAGUCGCCGACUCUGUCAAGGAGAUCUUUGAGGCCAUCAAGGCUCCUGUCCAGUGGGAGCAGUACGAUGUGUCUGGUGAGACCACCGGCGGUGAGGCUCUCUUCCAGGAGGCCAUGGACAGCUUGAAGAGGAACAAGGUUGGACUGAAGGGUAUCCUCUAUACCCCCAUUGACCAGACCGGCCACAACUCUUGGAACGUCGCGAUGCGUCAACAACUCGACAUCUACGCUUCCGUUGUUGUUUGCAAGUCUCUCCCUGGAUUCCCCACCCGACACGCCGAUGUGGACCUUGCCCUUAUCCGAGAAAACACUGAGGGCGAGUACUCUGGUCUUGAGCACCAGUCUUUCCCCGGUGUCGUAGAGUCUUUGAAGGUGUCCACUAGGGCCAAGGCCGAGCGAAUCGCCCGAUUCGCUUUCGACUUUGCCAUCAAGAACAACAGGAAGAAGGUCACCUGUGUCCACAAGGCCAACAUUAUGAAGCUUGGUGACGGUCUUUUCCUCAACACCUGCAAGAGGAUUGCCGAGCAAGAGUACGGACACACUGGCAUCAAGUUUGAGUCUAUGAUUGUCGACAACACUGCCAUGCAGCUUGUCUCUAGACCCCAGCAGUUUGACGUCAUGGUUAUGGUGAGUUUGUCGAAACUUUACGGUGCCAUCUGUUCCAACAUUGCCUCUGCCCUUGUCGGCGGCCCCGGUAUCACCCCCGGUUGUAACUUUGGCCGAGAGUACGCUCUUUUCGAGCCUGGAUGCCGACACGUCGGUAAAGACAUUAUGGGCGCCAACAAGGCCAACCCCGUCGCCCUCAUCCUCUCCGCCACAAUGAUGCUCCGUCACCUCGGUCUCGAAACCCAGGCCAACUUGAUUGCCGGUGCCACCUACGACCUCGUCCGAGAGGGCAAGGUCAGGACUGCCGACCUCGGCGGUAACGCCUCUACCACUGAUGUCACCAAGGACAUUAUCAACAGGAUCUUGUAA